Messenger RNA from Debaryomyces tyrocola, 1539 nucleotides. Lineage: Eukaryota; Fungi; Ascomycota; Pichiomycetes; Serinales; Debaryomycetaceae. The record is from the annotation of a GenBank genome assembly.
AUGUCAGUCACACUUAAAACUCCUUCGGGUAGCAGUAUUUCUUUCAAGACAGGUUUAUUCAUCAACAAUGAAUUUAGACCAGCAAAGAAUGGAAAUGAAUUGACAACUCCAAAUCCUGCCACUGGCGAGCCAUUGGCCACUAUUAGUUCUGCCACUGCUGACGACGUCGACGAUGCGGUUAAAGCUGCUAGAAAAGCUUUUGAAACUACUUGGGGUAAGAAAAGUACUCCAUCGCAACGUAGUGAUGCCCUUCAUAAAUGGGCAGACUUGAUAGAUGCCAAUAUCGACACUCUUGCUGAACUUGAAAGUCUUGAUAAUGGUAAGCCGGUAUGGAUGGCUCGCGAUGUCGACAUUAAGGAUAGUAUCGCGUGCCUUCGUUAUUAUGCUGGUCUUGCUGAUAAAAUUGAAGGCCGCACUAUCGAGCAAGAAGAAGGUGUAAAAUUAGCUUUUACUAGGGCAGAACCAAUUGGUGUCUGUGGCCAGAUUAUCCCAUGGAAUUAUCCGAUUCAAAUGUUUUCUUGGAAGGUAGGUCCUGCUUUAGCAGCUGGUAACACUAUUGUGAUGAAGCCUGCUGAACAGACUCCUUUAAGUGCUCUUAUCUUAGCUGAGUUAGCUGUUGAAGCUGGUUUUCCUCCUGGUGUUAUUAACAUUGUUAAUGGUGUAGGUGCUGUUGCUGGUAAAGCUAUUUCAUCUCAUAUGGAUAUUGAUAAAGUUGCCUUCACUGGCUCUACCGUCACAGGUCGUACUAUCAUGGAAGCUGCUGCUAAAAGUAAUCUCAAAAAAGUAACACUUGAGCUUGGAGGUAAAUCACCAGUAGUUGUCUUCGACAAUGCUGACAUUGACCAAGCUGUAAACUGGGUCAGUCAAGGUAUUCUCUUUAACCAUGGCCAAGAUUGUUGUGCUGGUUCACGUUUAUUCCUCCAAGAUACUAUUAAGGAUGAAUUCUUAGCAAAACUUAAAAAGAAUUUUGAAUCACAUGUCGUUGGCGAUCCAUUUGAUAUCAAAACAUUCCAAGGUCCACAAGUAUCUAAACAGCAACAAGAAAAGAUUCAAUGCUUCAUUAAAUCAGGUACCGAACAAGGUGCCACUCUUUUCUCUGGCGGAAAACAAAGAUUGUCACACUUACCAGCCCAACUUAAGAACGGUUAUUAUGUUGCUCCAACAAUCUUCACUGAUUGUAAACCAGGCAUGAAGAUUGUAGACGAAGAAAUUUUCGGGCCUGUUCUUACUGUUCAAAGCUUCAGUACUGAAGAAGAAGCUGUUGAAAAGGCUAACAAUACUGAAUAUGGUCUUGCUGCAGGUGUGUUUUCUCAAAAUGCUUCCCAAUGUAUGCGUAUGAUCCAUGCUCUCCGUGGGGGAACUGUUUGGUGCAAUCAGUAUAUGGCUUUAAGUAACGCAGUCCCAUUUGGAGGUAUGAAACAAUCUGGAUUUGGUCGUGAAUUGGGUAUUGAGGGUUUAAAGGAAUACACUCAGACAAAAGCUGUACACUGGAAUUAUGGGGAACAAACUACUUGGCCAAUUGAUGGAACUACAGUUUAA